Thunnus maccoyii (southern bluefin tuna) is the source of this 4145-nucleotide messenger RNA. RefSeq names its product UDP-N-acetyl-alpha-D-galactosamine: polypeptide N-acetylgalactosaminyltransferase 7 (gene galnt7). Gene Ontology annotation, cellular component: Golgi apparatus. Bases 347 to 2287 code for a protein of 646 amino acids. The transcript is spliced from 15 exons. The record is from RefSeq and is a predicted model, not a curated record. Lineage: Eukaryota; Metazoa; Chordata; Actinopteri; Scombriformes; Scombridae.
UCUCAGGUGGGCAGAGCUACAUUGCGGGUGUCGCUACGCUGGAACGACUGGAACACCGUCCGCAGUAGCAAGUCAUAAAGACAAACUGUAGAAGGAGACAAGGAUAAGAGGCGAAAAGGAGCAGACUCCAGCAGCUAAGUGGAAUACUAGCAUUAAGUGUCACUCUAGCGGAAAGCCCUGGUUGCACCACAGCCUGCCGUCGAAAUAAUUUCAGACUUGUUCAAACUUGCAAUAUCAGCAGCUAGCUUAGUUGCUAGAAGUCUGGCUAUCCUGUCAGUUGGUUAGCCAUUGCUAGGAGCAGUAGCUUAGCUAACCUAGCUUAGCUGUUGGCAGCUUCACUUCCAAGAUGAGGCUGAAAAUCGGCUUUAUUCUACGGAGUUUGCUUGUCAUUGGGACGUUUCUUGGUUUGGUGGUUCUGUGGUCUUCUCUGUCGCCAAAACCCCACGAUGAGAACCCCUUUGGAAAACGGGAUGACAGUUCGCUGCCCAAAGGAGACCUAUCAGAUCAGUUUAAGCCUGUAGUGCCCUGGCCUCAUGUGGAGGGAGUGGAGGUUGACCUCAACUCCAUCAGACUCAAACAUGGUGGGGCCAACCAUCUUCACAACUCAGACCAGCAGCCUAACCAGAAGCAGGUGAUCCAGCAGCAGUAUGUGACAUUCAGACCCCACUCACACAACUACAACACCCCCACCCUGAAGAAAGGUAUGCUGGGAAACUUUGAGCCUAAGGAACCUGAGCCUCCGGGGGUCCCUGCUGGUCCAGGAGAGGGAGCCAAGCCUUUUAUCCUGGGUCCAGAGUACAAAGAUGCCAUCCAGGCUUCCAUCAAAGAGUUUGGCUUCAACAUGGUGGCUAGUGACAUGAUAUCACUGGACAGGACCAUCAGUGAUAUACGCCAUGAAGAGUGUAAGUACUGGCAUUAUGAUGACAGACUGCUGACCUCCAGUGUGAUAAUAGUCUUCCAUAAUGAAGGUUGGUCUACACUGAUGAGAACCGUCCACAGCGUCAUCAAGAGGACUCCCAGGAGAUACCUGGCUGAGAUCGUCAUGAUAGAUGACUUCAGCAACAAAGUCCAUCUAAAGGAGCGUUUGGAGGAGUACAUCAAGCAAUGGAACGGUCUUGUAAAACUCUUCAGAAAUGAGAAGAGAGAAGGUCUCAUCCAGGCGCGGAGUAUAGGAGCCAAGAAGGCCACUAAAGGACAGGUGCUGAUCUACUUGGAUGCUCAUUGUGAGGUUGGAAUCAACUGGUAUGCUCCACUGGUUGCUCCUAUUUCAGAAGACAGAACGGUGUGUACGGUGCCUCUGAUCGACUCCAUCCAUGGCCAGAGCUUCACCAUCGACCCCCAGGGUGGAGGAGACGAAGACGGCUUUGCUAGAGGAGCCUGGGAUUGGAGCAUGCUCUGGAAGAGAGUUCCUCUGGGAGACAGAGAAAAAACACUCAGAAAAACCCGUACUGAGCCAUAUAGGUCUCCAGCCAUGGCAGGUGGUCUGUUUGCUAUAGAGAGAGACUUCUUCUUUGAGAUGGGUCUGUAUGAUCCUGGACUGCAGAUAUGGGGAGGAGAGAAUUUUGAAAUAUCAUACAAGAUUUGGCAGUGUGGUGGCAAGCUGCUCUUUGUACCAUGUUCUCGUGUCGGCCAUAUCUACAGACUUCAGGGAUGGCAAGGCAACCCUCCACCUGCACAUGUUGGAUCCUCACCCACACUGAAGAACUAUGUUCGUGUGGUGGAGGUAUGGUGGGAUGAAUACAAGGACUACUUCUACGCCAGUCGUCCUGAAACUCUAACUCUAGCCUACGGAGACAUCAGUGAGCUCAAACGCUUCAGGGAGGAACAUCGAUGCAAGAGCUUCAAAUGGUUCAUGGAGGAAAUUGCUUAUGACAUUCCACUACAUUACCCUUUGCCUCCUAAAAAUGUGGAAUGGGGAGAGAUUCGGGGCUUUGAGACAAGUUACUGUAUUGACAGUAUGGGACACACAAAUGGAGGCAAUGUCGAAAUAGGGCCGUGCCACAGGAUGGGGGGCAACCAGUUGUUCCGUAUCAAUGAAGCCAACCAGCUGAUGCAGUAUGACCAGUGCCUGACCAGAGGAGGUGAUAGUUCAACUGUCAUUAUUACACACUGUGACCAAAACCAGCACACUGAGUGGAAGUACUUCAAGGAUCUCCAUCGGUUUACUCAUGUGCCAACAGGCAAAUGUCUGGACCGCUCAGACCUACUCCACAAAGUGUUCAUAUCAGACUGUGACACCAGUAAAACCACUCAGAGAUGGGAGAUGAACAACAUAGUGGCUGUAUGAAGACUGGACAACUCGCACAAAAAAAAACCACUGGGAGCUUAGAGAGGGACAUGGUGACUGGAUGAGGACAUACACACCGAUUAAAACCCACCAAGAAAUACAUCCAUACUACAGGUUUACAGAUAUAUCAAGCUGAUACUGUCCCUCAAAGAAUACAUGUUGUAGGUAUGAGUCAGUCAGUGUCAGUGCACCUCCAACAUGAUGGAGCCAAAUGGUCAAAUAUAAAGAUGCUGAGUAUCACCUGGUAACAGCUUCCACCCCAAACUAUUGCUCUUAGCCAAAAUAUGCCUUUGUCAACAUGAAUUAUAUAGGCACAUAGACAGUCCAGAAUGCCAGAAGAAGAACUGGUUAGUAUGGAGGCUGAAGCUACUGGUCCUCUGACCAAGCACUGAACUGGAAUCAUGUUAGGCUCUCUCUCUCUCUGUCCUUCAUGGUGGUUGUGUUUACAUGGUGUCCCUCUAUCUGUUCUUUUGGGCUCUCAGGUCUUUUCUAAACCAGUACAUUGAUUUCUGAAAUUACUCACAUCAACUCUUACUAUUUAAAAGUCACACUUUUAUUAGACAUUUUCAAUCAACUGUUAGCCAAACUGAUGAGCUCACUUACCAAAGAGUCCUUUUUAUUGGUGGAGGAUUCAAUUGCAUCAUCAGUGUGUUUAACCAAUUGGAGUGUUGCUGCAGACACUGGCUUUUGUCUGCAAGUCAGGUUUAGAUUGCUUUCAGGUUAGAAUGAUAAGUCGAAACGAUGUCAAAAACAAAAAUAGAUGAGGAGUGAGCUAUCAGGUUAGCACUUUUGAAAUAGCUGACUUGUGUCAUGCUGAUGUUCAUGAGUGUUAAGUCCUGGCUUGUUUUCUGCAUGUUAACAAUCAGUAAGGUACAAUGCAAAAUGCUUUUACAAGGUAAAAGCAUCAAAAGGUGGAGAGAUGUCCUCACAUACCAGUCAUGUGUAACUAAAGCUCCUCCAGUCACAUGCUGAACAGGCUUAAAAGGGACACUUGACAUUUCAAUAUUGUUUUGUUUUUUCUUCACAUUUGCACUCAAAAUGCUGCUCCUAUUAAAAGGGCCACCUCUAGUGUGUUGCUAAGUCUUCUAGCAGACUGAAUUUGGUUAAUGAAUACAUAGAAUUUAAUCCACCACACUGAAUACAAAAAGCCUUGCCAAGAUAAUAAAAAGAUUUAAACAAAUAAAGCAAUGUUUGCCUUCUGCAUUAAGCUUCAUACAGUGCUAGUUCCCUAAACCAUCUCAUGGUCCAUUCACAUUGUGCCAUUUCUGAAACCAACUGUUGUCCAGCCCUCCUACAACAUGCUGUUAAAGGCUGUCUUUAUUUUGUUUGGUUUUAUUGGCUUGAACUCAUUUCCAUCAACCUCUAUAGACACUGAGAUGCUUGAGAGAAACUUAAACUUGCUAAGGAAAGCACAUCUUUGAGAACUUUGAUCUGACUAACUGAGGACUUAUGAACUGCCUGCCUUACUCCUGAUGAGUAAUUCAGUAGCUGACCAGUUGACUGUGAUUUAGUUACUGCCUGACUGUCUGUCUGAAAAAUGAGGAGGGAACAAAAACACAGGGCUGUUGUGGUGGGGAAUUAUACUGGUGAGAAAUGCACCGUUUAUAAUAGGGAAAAUGGCAAAUGAAGAAAAUGUGACUGCUUUUUGUUUGUGUAUUUGUUUUUGCAGGGGAAUGGGGCUUUGGUGUAUGGAUGAUCAUGUAUGCAAUGUUUUGUACAAUGUAAAUACUUUUCUUUCUAAAGACGAUCAUGAUACAUUUUGAGAAGGGCCUUGAAUGAUGUAAAUAUCUAACUUAUAGCAGAGAUUUAAUUUGGGCUGAACAGUGGGUGACUGAGGAAAUAAAAGACCAGAUUUUUA